Aspergillus nomiae NRRL 13137 is the source of this 1071-nucleotide messenger RNA. Its product is annotated as CCCH zinc finger protein. The record is from RefSeq and is a predicted model, not a curated record. Bases 1 to 1071 code for a protein of 356 amino acids. The transcript is spliced from 4 exons. NCBI's taxonomy places the organism in Eukaryota, Fungi, Ascomycota, Eurotiomycetes, Eurotiales, Aspergillaceae.
AUGACUGCCCAAGCUUAUCUCGAACGAUAUAAACAGUUGACUUCAAUAGAAGACAUAAAAAAUAAUCUGAUUGAGGAACUGUUGCAACGUGUGACGGAGCUUGAGGAUGCAUAUCAACAAGAGCGGCUGGACCAUGAGCGCGAGACGCGCUUUAAUCGGGACAUUCAGCUCCAUGAAAUGGAGUUAAUGGAUCAGAUAUCAAGAAUUAAAACUAUUAUGGACCGGGAACCCUUCAUAGUCGUGCUUCUCGAUGGUGGUGGAAUCAUCUUUAAGGACGAAUAUCUGCAACAAGGAGAACAAGGUGGACAGAAUGCGGCGAAGAAGCUCCAUUCGGCCUUACAGGACUACGUCUCCGGCAAUUUCCCGACCAUCAACUCUCCGAAGGUAAUCACAAAGAUGUAUGUCAAUGUGAAGGGAUUAAGCGACCUUUGCGUCCGUGGCGGCGUCACGACCGAGCCUUCCUUGAUCGAAGAUUUUGUCCGGGGUUUCAAUGCUAGUUAUCCUCUCUUUGAUUUGGUCGAUAUCGGUCCUGGGAAAGAGAGCGCUCAUGAUAAAAUUGGAGAGGCUUUCAGACUAAAUUUAUACAACUGCCAUUGCCACCAGAUAUUCCUGGGUUGCUCGCAGGAUAGUGCUUAUGCUCAAAUUUUGGAAGACACACUGGCCGAUAGAGACCUCAUAGGCCGAGUUUCUCUGAUUGAGGGCCUCCCAUUUGCAAGCGACCUGGACUUAAUAAAAACAUCGUACAGAGUCACUAAGAUCUCGGAUCUUUUCCGAGAUACGAAGAUAUCUGUAUGGGCACCUUGGAAAGCUGCGGUGGCUAGCAAACCUCGCGCUCUCCUCACCCCGUCGCCCGUCCAGCAUGUAACUCUCUCUCGAACGUCAACCAAUACCACGACAACCAGUAACAGCGUGCCCAUAUCUACCUCAUCCACGAAUACACCUAACUCCGGGGAGUUUCAGGUUGUGCGAUCGAAAUCAUCUGUCCCGCCACCCCCCAAAAUCGUGGAACGAAACAAGUACGGCCAGCGUGUAGACCGACUUGACUUUAAGACCAUCCCUCGGGAGAGGUAA